Messenger RNA from Cucumis melo (muskmelon), 2386 nucleotides. Its product is annotated as cucumisin-like. NCBI's taxonomy places the organism in Eukaryota, Viridiplantae, Streptophyta, Magnoliopsida, Cucurbitales, Cucurbitaceae. Bases 15 to 2240 code for a protein of 741 amino acids. Gene Ontology annotation, biological process: proteolysis. The transcript is spliced from 11 exons. Gene Ontology annotation, molecular function: serine-type endopeptidase activity. The record is from RefSeq and is a predicted model, not a curated record.
UUCCCUUUCUCUCAAUGUCUUCUCUAAUUCCAAGGCUUUUAUUUCUCAAUUUCUGCUUAUUUCUACUAUUUUUCAGCUCAAGUUCACAAAACAAUGGCUCUCAAAAGACUUAUAUUGUGUAUAUGGGAAGUCAUCCAAAAGGGAAAGUUUCAACGUCAUCUCAUCAUAUAAGAUUACUAAAAGAAACCAUUGGCAGUUCUUUUCCUCCACAUUCUUUACUCCAUAGCUUCAAAAGAAGCUUCAAUGGAUUUGUGGCCAAGCUGACUGAAGCAGAAGCCAAGAAAGUUUCAGAAAUGGAAGGGGUGAUAUCAGUUUUCCCAAAUGGGAAAAAACAACUGCACACAACAAGAUCUUGGGACUUCAUGGGCUUCUCGGAACAAGUGAAGAGAGUUCCGGCGGUGGAAAGUAAUGUGAUUGUCGGAGUAUUGGAUAGCGGAAUUUGGCCGGAAUCUCCUAGUUUUGACCACACAGGAUACGGUCCGCCGCCGGCCAAGUGGAAGGGCAGCUGUGAAGUCUCCGCCAAUUUCUCUUGCAACAAUAAAAUCAUUGGAGCUCGAUCAUACCGUAGCAACGGUGAGUAUCCAGAAGGCGACAUCAAAGGUCCAAGAGAUUCAGAUGGCCACGGGACCCAUACAGCAUCGAUAGUGGCGGGAGGGUUGGUUCGACAAGCGAACAUGUUGGGACUCGGCCUCGGCACAGCAAGAGGCGGAGUCCCAUCAGCACGCAUUGCUGCAUACAAAGUAUGCUGGUCCGACGGCUGCUCCGAUGCCGACAUCCUUGCUGCAUUCGAUGAUGCCAUCGCUGACGGUGUCGACAUCAUCUCUGGCUCUCUUGGAGGAUCAGGAUUUAGAGAUUACUUCAAUGACUCUAUAGCCAUUGGAUCUUUCCAUGCGAUGAAGAAGGGAAUCUUGACGUCAUUGGCUGUUGGAAAUAACGGCCCAGAUUUCACAACCAUCGUGAACUUCUCGCCGUGGUCGUUGUCGGUGGCGGCUAGCACCACUGAUCGGAAAUUCGAAACUAAAGUUGAGCUCGGAGAUGGAAGAGAAUUCAAUGGAGUCAGCGUCAAUACAUUUGAUAUUAAGGGAAAACAAAUUCCAUUGGUUUACGCCGGAGAUAUUCCGAAAGCUCCCUUCGACAGUUCUGUAUCCAGGUUGUGUUUUGAGAACACAAUAGAUUUGAAGUUGGUAAAAGGUAAAAUUGUAGUAUGCGAUUCAUUAACUGUUCCCGGAGGAGUUGCGGCGGUAAAAGGUGCGGUGGGUAUUAUAAUGCAAGAUGAUUCUUCUCCUGAUGAUACCAACUCUUUUCCAAUUCCUGCUUCUCAUCUUGGCCCCGAAGCUGGUGCCCUCAUUCUCUCUUAUAUCAACUCAACCAAUAGCAUUCCAACAGCAACAAUAAAGAAGAGCACAGAAAGAAAACGUAAAAGAGCUCCAUCUGUUGCAUCCUUUUCUUCAAGAGGUCCAAACCCAAUAACUCCCAACAUUCUCAAGCCAGAUUUGAGUGGCCCAGGAGUUGAAAUUCUUGCAGCAUGGUCUCCAAUUUCUCCACCCUCGGGAGCCGAAGAGGAUAGCAAAAGGGUUCUUUACAAUAUCAUCUCAGGAACUUCAAUGGCUUGUCCGCAUGUCACUGCUGCAGCUGCUUAUGUUAAAUCAUUUCAUCCUACCUGGUCUCCUUCCGCCCUUAAAUCUGCCCUCAUCACUACGGCAUUUUCGAUGAGUUCUAAACAUAAUCUGGACAAAGAGUUUGGGUAUGGUGCUGGUCACAUAAAUCCACUAGGCGCAGUGCAUCCCGGAUUAAUCUACGAUGCUUCUGAAAUUGACUACGUACAUUUUUUGUGUGGUCAAGGUUAUACCACCGAGUUGCUCCAACAAGUAUCGGAAGACAACAAUACUUGUUCUUCAAACAAUUCCGACACAGUGUUCGACCUAAACUAUCCUUCAUUCGCUCUCUCCACGAAUAUCUCAAAACCGAUCAAUCAAGUCUAUAGAAGAACUGUCACCAAUGUUGGAUCAAAAUCUGCAACAUAUAAAGCUACUAUAAUUAAUCCAUGGAAGAAUCUUGAGAUCAAAGUAAAUCCUUCUGUUCUUUCGUUCAAGAAUUUGGGAGAGGAACAAAGUUUUGAAGUUACAAUCAAAGGAAAAAUUAGGAAAAAUAUUGAAUCAGCUUCUUUGGUUUGGGAUGAUGGAAAACACAAAGUGAGAAGUCCUAUAACAGUGUUCGAUGCUAAUAUUCACUCCUCCUAAUUAAAUUUUUAAUUUAUUAUUGGAUAGAUUAUAAAAUUUUACUACAAAUGGAAAUAAUUUUUCCAUUUCUAAAUUAUAAAUAUAUGUUGUGUAUUUUCUUAAAUUGUUGGAUCAAAUCAAAAAAAGACAUUCUUCUUCUUUCUUUC